Botrytis byssoidea is the source of this 2514-nucleotide messenger RNA. RefSeq lists its product as uncharacterized. Lineage: Eukaryota; Fungi; Ascomycota; Leotiomycetes; Helotiales; Sclerotiniaceae. The transcript has 6 exons. Bases 1 to 2514 code for a protein of 837 amino acids. The record is from RefSeq and is a predicted model, not a curated record.
AUGGCAGUAGAAGCUUCCGAAUCCUCUGGACCGGAUCAACAGCUAUCGAGUGGUUUUCUUUCUAAACUAUGUUUCGAUAUUCGUAGAUCAGUAUAUGAGCAACUAGUCGUGGAUCUUGGGCUGAUUUUGCACAUCGCAGUGACAGAUGUACGACCAGGGAGCCAGAAUCCAAAGCAUUUUAAGCAAGUACUUCUGCCUUGUAUCGCUGGACCAGAAGGCCAUGUUGGUCUUGAACAUUGGGGCGGCUGGCAAUCUGCACAUACAAAAAAUGCUGAAUUCAUAUAUGUCAUUUACACAUUUGCAACUUUUGAUCUGAUUGGGCUUCAAUGCGCGACUCAAUUUCUCGAGAAUGUUCCACAGCUACAACUUGAUGACAUUCGGUCUCUCCGCGUUUCCCACAAAAUAGAGCAUCCAAUCUACACAUGUUUUCACUAUGAGCCCAAGGGCUCCCCCGCCUUCGAGAAGCAACAAGAGAAGGAUCAAGAACUUGCAAGAUGGCAAGCUAAACAUUUGGUUUACAUUUGCGACUUACUCUCGAGAGUGAAAAGGUUGAAGGAUUUACAUAUCACCUUCUACGAUGUUACAGGUCGCCGUUUGGAGACGUCCCUCCUGUACCCUUUGGUGUGGGUCAAGAAUGUUGAAAAUUUCCAGGUGGAUUUGCCAUGGGCAUUGGAACAUGCUGUUGGCCUUUAUUGUAAGAACACAAUGCUGCCAUUUGUUAUUCGAAGGCCAUCAUUAGAGGAGGAGCAUGAACCUGAAGCAAUUUACGAAAUGAGGAAGUUUAAAUUAUUGUUGUUCAAGUUAGUCCGCUUCUUGACACAUCCAUUUCGUCCUCUCAAGAUUCCCGGACAUGGUGAUAUAUCUUUAUUCAGCGAACUACCCAAAGGUUCGCGAUUUCACCAAGGAUCAGAUGAUUGGGAAGAAGGGUGGGAACAUAAGCCUCGUCUGACAGCUCGAGAGCUGGCCAUGAUAGGUCUCACCAAUCUCUUGACUGAUAUGCCUAACUGGCACAUAGAUGUUUUCAAUGACAAAGAUACUGCAAGAUGGCACGAAAUAGCCAUGAAACAUAAAUUGAUAAGUGAGAAAGCUUGGGAGUGGUGUUUAGCUGAGUUGAGAGACAAGGCGAGAUUGUUUCGUACUACAAAUCGUGUUCUUGCUUUGGACGCCGGAGCUUGUGUUUCCAAAUCAGAUACUCUCGUAUCUAAAGCGCUAAUGAGAGAGCUCAACAUGACUAUCGAGGAACUGCGCGCUCAUUUUACUGAAUGGAGGAAAGUUGGUCUGAACGACUUUUCCAACUCAUACGGACGUGGUAUCACUACUGAAAUUCCACAAGUCCAUCCCAAGGGAAGCAAUGUGGCAGGUGCUGCUCGAGAACUGAAAAGGCUCCCAUGCGAGGUGGAAUUUGAUGGGACUUCUGACACUUCCGUGCGUAUCACCUCCUACAUCAACAAUCUACACCCUAUCAAAAACAAAGGACUAUACAGCAUGAUCGAACAGCUUAUACAAUUAGUCAUAGAGCCUUGGAAUGAUUGUUUGCUGAAAGGCGAGCACGGACGCGUUCCCACCCGAAUUAGAAUAUACGGCACAGUAGAUCUAGAGGAGGAACUAGGAAAACCUUCAGCACUGAUCGAGAGGUCGCAUGAGAACGACCUCAAACAUCCUGAACCAGGAGCUGCAUUCACAUAUGAAGAAUGGAAAGAAGGGAAAAGUGGUAAGUUUACUGCAGAUAAAGCUGUAUGGGAAGGUCUUCCCGAGUACGCAUGUUGCUCAGGAACAAAGCACAAGGAUUUUGACAGUGACCACGAAUUCUACAGCAUUGCUCUACAGGAAAGUUUUCGGGAAAAAGGACUGCAAGUUUUUGUGCAGAUUGGAAGUAUCGAACUAGGUGAACGAAAUAAUCCAUUUUCAAUGAAGUUUUCAGGAAGUGAUUGGGAUGUCGAUGGGACACAGAGUGAACAUAUUGCUGCUACAUCUAUAUAUUUCUACGAUGUUGAAUCAGCAUACCAUCGUUCGGAAGUUGAUCUUUUCUGGAACAAUGUUGUCACUAAGGAAGAUGGGUAUUAUGACGAUGAGGGUGGUUAUUAUUUUCCUUCUGCUACUCAGGAUUUGGGCUCAAUAACUGUGAAGGAAGGACGAUUAUUGAGUUGGUCCAACGCGUUGCAAUAUAGGCUCGAGCCUUUUACGAGAAGUAGUCUUACAGAACCGGGAAAUGCGAAAUUUAUCAAACUUAUGUUGGUAGAUUCGUAUUAUCGAAUUUGUUCGACCCGGAACGUGCCACCGCAAAGACGUGAUUGGUGGACUAGUGAAGUCUUUGGAAAGGAUAAUUUAGGAAGAAAAUUGCCAGCAGAGCUGUUGAAGAUGAUCGAGAAAGCUGUGGAUGGCUGGCCGAUAGGGAGAGAUGAGGCUAAGGAGGAUCGGGAUAAUCUACUUGAAGAACAUCGCUGGGCUCAGGAAGCCGAGUCUCGUUCGACGCAUGUUUUUUAUGGGUGGUGUGAUUGUGCUUGUCAUAAGUGA